Drosophila willistoni is the source of this 1143-nucleotide messenger RNA. RefSeq names its product ubiA prenyltransferase domain-containing protein 1 homolog. The record is from RefSeq and is a predicted model, not a curated record. Gene Ontology annotation, molecular function: prenyltransferase activity. NCBI's taxonomy places the organism in Eukaryota, Metazoa, Arthropoda, Insecta, Diptera, Drosophilidae. Gene Ontology annotation, cellular component: Golgi membrane; endoplasmic reticulum. Gene Ontology annotation, biological process: vitamin K biosynthetic process; menaquinone biosynthetic process.
GGGAACGAGUACAGGAUCUGGAACAUCCAUGCCACCAGCGACUUUUAUGAAAUUAAAAACCUAUUUACUCGCCCUAAGACCAUGGUCAUUAUCGGCCAGCUUAGUGCCCACUUUGCUCGGUUCCGCUUUGGCCUAUCGUUCGCAAUGGUCAGCGGAAUUCUCACUAGUCACCUUCUUCCUCACCGCCUUCACUGUGGUCACCUUUCAUUGCGCUGGCAAUGUGGUUAAUACAUAUUUCGACUUCAUCAAAGGCAUUGAUAAACAAAAGGCUGAUGAUCGCACACUCGUCGAUCACACUCUCACCAAGGAUGAGGUCGUUUCCUUAGGCGCCAUCCUAUACUUGGCUGGUUGUGGAGGAUUCGUAUUCCUGGCUGUGCUUAGUCCAGCUAAAAUCGAACAUUUGGCUUUAAUUUACUUUGGCGGACUGUCAUCGAGUUUUUUGUAUACGGGUGGAAUUGGUUUCAAAUACAUUGCUCUGGGCGAUUUGGUGAUCUUGAUACUUUUCGGACCCAUUUCGGUGCUAUUUGCGUUUAUGUCACAAAGAGGACAUGUGGAUUGGACAACAAUGGGCUAUGCCAUUCCAUUGGCUCUCAAUACGGAGGCGAUACUGCAUAGCAACAAUACGAGGGAUGCGGAAAAUGAUCAGAGAGCUGGCAUUGUGACAUUGGCCAUACUGAUCGGACGUACUGCCUCGCAUGUGCUUUAUGCCAUGCUUCUCUUCACACCAUAUUCAAUAUUCUUUAUAUUCGGCUUAAAGUAUUCAAUAUGGUUCCUGUUGCCAUUGAUAACAUUGCCGCAGGCAUUUCAAAUUGAGAAACGUUUUCGUAACGAUUAUACGAUGCAUUUGGUGCCGCGUCAGACGGCUAAACUGAAUUUCUUCUUUGGCAUCCUCUAUAUUGUGGCCUGCUGCUGUGCCCAGCAGUUGCCCACAUUUGUGUGGCGUAAGCAUUAGAUUAAUACUGAUGAGAAAACCAAUCGAUCCAAUGUAUGUAUAUGUAGAAAAGUUUGCAACAUUUUUAGGGAAUUAUGUAUAUGCAUAUCGAUGUAUACAUUUUGUAUGUAAAUUAGUUAUUAGUCGGUUAAAUUGUGUGUGCAAAAAUGCUGUCUGUGUUUUGUGUGUGCGUUUGUUGUAUGCUUUUCCUU